This is a messenger RNA of Cyanistes caeruleus (blue tit), 1098 nucleotides long. RefSeq names its product splicing factor 3b subunit 5 (gene SF3B5). NCBI's taxonomy places the organism in Eukaryota, Metazoa, Chordata, Aves, Passeriformes, Paridae. Gene Ontology annotation, cellular component: precatalytic spliceosome; U2 snRNP. The record is from RefSeq and is a predicted model, not a curated record. Gene Ontology annotation, biological process: mRNA splicing, via spliceosome.
CGCGCCAUGACGGACCGCUACACCAUCCACAGCCAGCUGGAGCACCUGCAGUCCAAGUACAUCGGCACGGGGCACGCCGACACCACCAAGUGGGAGUGGCUGGUGAACCAGCACCGCGACUCGUACUGCUCCUACAUGGGCCACUUCGACCUGCUCAACUACUUCGCCAUCGCCGAGAACGAGAGCAAGGCGCGCGUCCGCUUCAACCUGAUGGAGAAGAUGCUGCAGCCCUGCGGGCCGCCCGCCGACAAGCCCGACGAGUCCUGACCCUCCGUCCUCCUGCUCCCGGCCCUCUCUCCCGUGUGGCUCCCGCGAAGGACUGACCGGGAGAAGCCUCGCAAAAUGCCUGCUUCUGGACUCUGACUGUGCAGUCGUUCGCCCUUUUUCAGGUGGAAUAUAAUAAAGCUUCCUGAUAAUUCCUAAUGUUUGGUUUGGUAGCCUCCUAGUACGAGCUUUUUGUUCCCAGAGGAGUUCUGGUGCUCGGUAUUGAGCGUUUCAGUGCGACCAGCCGAGGUGAAAGUCUCGAAUAUCCCAGACAGCAUUUUCCCGACCGGGCAGAUUGAGGCCUUCUUACAAAACUCUGUUUUGGGGGGAGAGAGAUGAAGUUUGUUGGUACUCAAAGGGCUUGAUUUAUUGGUAGCAAUAUUAUGUGGGGUGGUUUGUGGUAUAGCGUAAGUCAGUUCCUCUAGUACUUAAAAAUCCCAAAACGGCUUUUCUUUAAACACUAUUUUUUUGUCUCAUCUUCCUGUUUCCUGUGUGUUUGAGUUUUUCGAACUUCGAUUCUUUCUGAUACAAAUUAGCUACUGUUUUUUCCUCCUUAUUCUUACCUAGUAAUAGAGCAUUCCAACAAAGAUAUUAAUAUUGGGUUGGGCUCUGUAAAUACGGAAUAAGAAUAUAAGGGUAAUUCACUACUACAUAGAAGUAAAAUGCAGUCUUAGAUCAGAUUGCAUACUGAAUAGAUGUUGAUUCUGAUUUGUCACUUAAAUUAGGAUGUUUGCUUACAGUAAAAAUAAGUUUUGAGUUCUAAAAGAUGGAAAGACCUCAGCCGAAAACUCUUGAGAUAUGUUGCUUGGUGAAAUAAAAUGCUCUAAUUUUUGA